AAAGGAAAAUCAUUCCAGACGGAGAGUGAAGAGGGAGAGACAGGAAAGUUCUCAGCAGACAUGAGACCCAACGCCGACAUCAACGCCCUGAACCUGGACACCUACGGCCUGUCCCUCAUCACCGCCAAGGAGGACGUCCUCAACGACCGCAUCUCCACCGACUGGGCCGUGUUCACCUAUGAAAAGAAAUGGAGUUUGAAGCUGAUGGAUUCUGGAGUUGGCGGGUUGGAAGAACUGAUCAAAAAAUUCAACAAGAACCUGGUUCUGUAUGGACUUUGCCGAGUGCCGGACCCCAACACCCAGGGGCCCCGACUCAUCCUCAUAUACUGGGUCGGUGAAAAUGUGGACGCGUCACGGAAAGAGGUCAGCACCCAGCACCUUCCCGCCAUCCGCAGGUUCUUCAAGGAGGCCAGCGUCAUGCUCCGCGCCCAGCGCAUAGAGGAUCUAUCACCGGAGGCCGUGACCCAGGCCCUCAACAAAGUGCCACAGCCCACCCGGUCCUUCCACCGACCCCGACUUCCCGGAUCUCACGAUUUGGUGGGGACGAAUUACACAAAAACCAACCCGGCCAUAGAGAUGAAGUUCAGUAUGAGGGACUCGUUCUGGCAGAGGAAUGAGAGAGAGGAGGAGAGGAGGAAGGAACACGAACGUCUGCGGUUACAGGAGGAACGGAUUACGAUGGAGAAAGAGAGAAUAGAGAGAGAGCGGCUGGAAGAAGAGGAUCGGGAGCGCCGGAUCGAGGAGAAGGAGAGGAUGGUGGGGGAGCAGAGGAAGGAGCAGGCGAGACUGGAGGCCGAGCAGAGGAGGACGGAGAAGGCUCGAUGGGCCCAGCAGCAGAGGGAGUUUGAAGAGGAGACGAAGGGAAGAUUUCGGCGCAGUCAGUCCAUCGAGAUGGCGGCGGAGGCGGCAGCGCUGGUUUCUGGAAGGUCACUGCACCCCCGGGACAUCUUCCGGCAGCAUGAGCGAUCUGUAUCCUGUUCCAACUCCCCACCGUCCACUCCCAGCUCUCCGGGGAGAUCUCCGUCCAGUUUUUCCGGCAGAACAACGUUCCGAUACCAGCGCAGCGUGACAGAGUCUAUUUUGACACCUCCGGCCCGAAGUCCAUCCUAUUUUCCUGGUUUCCAGAAAAGAGACUCAUUCAGUGGCCCUUCUUCUAGCACACCUCCAGCAUGUUCUCCUGCCUUCAUCUUCUCCAAGGCCCCACUGCCAGGUGGCACAUCUACAAAGAUGGACUCUUUACCUUCCUUUAUACCCCCUCCAAUUUCCACCAAGCGAGGCCCUCCAUCACACGUAAAAGAGAACAUAUCUCCCCAGAGCUCCAUAUCUCCUCAGAGCUCUGUAUCUUCUCCCAAGAGCCCCAUACCUCCUCCUCUGAGCAUCAUACCCCCUCCUCAGGGCUCCAUAUCACCUCCUUGGAGCUCCAUUCCUCCUCUUCAGAGCCCCAUACCUCCUCCUCAGAGCUCCAUAUCGCCUCCUCAGAGUUCCAUUUCACCUCCUCAGAGGUCCAUAUCUCCUCUACAGAACUCCAUAUAUCCUCCUCAGAGUUCCAUAUCUCCUCUACAGAGCUCCAUAUCUCCUCUUCAGAGCUCCAUUACGCCUCCACAGAGCUCCAUAUCACCUCCUUGGAGCUCCAUACCUCCUCUUCAGAGCACCAUACCUCCUCCUCAGAGCUCCAUAUCGCCUCCUCAGAGUUCCAUAUCGCCUCCUCAGAGUUCCAUAUCUCCUCUACAGAACUCCAUAUAUCCUCCUCAGAGUUCCAUAUCUCCUCUACAGAGCUCCAUUUCUCCUCUUCAGAGCUCCAUACCGCCUCCACAGAGCUCCAUAUCUCCUCUCCAGAGUACUGUAUCUCCACAACAAUAUCUGUAUGAUGUACCCUACAGGGCCGAAUAUGUAACACUAACACCAGAGGAGCCUCUACAACAAGGCACGGACAUCAAAGCUCAGACGAGACCUCCAGCACUUAACAUUCCACAGUCUACAAACUUUGACACUCCAGAUGCUACAAACACAAAGAUACCUGGUGAUGUAUACAGAGCAGAGUUUGUGCCCGUUGAUAAUCUGAACACAUCUGAAGAUCUUGUGGACCAAGGGCACAGUCCAAAGUCACCGAGGAGCUACCACACACCUGAAGGACCACCAGCAGCAAUAAAGGCUACGGUCUCCAUCUCCAGUCCUGUAUCAGAAAUUGCAUUUGCAAGUGUCACACCAGUUACCGAUGAAAAGAUUUCCACCACACCACUUAGCACUGAGGCGCCAGGACUCAAUUCUCUAUUAGGUGCAAAAGCUAUUGGGCCAACCUUUGCACCACAGGGACCAGUUUUAGCUGCACAAGCUUCUUCCACUUCUGCUGCUUCCUUUGACCAAAGAUUAUUACCAUCUCCACCUGUUUCUGUAACUGCAGAAAAACUCCCAGAAACAAAAUCAAACUUUUACCCAAUAAGCAGCUAUGAAUCACAUGCUUCCUCGAAGACCAAUGUUGAGGGUCUCCCGCCUUCUCCUUUGCCUGAUUCGCCGAUAAGAUUAGAAGGCAAAACUCCAUUUUCAUCCUCUUCUUUGAGGUCUAUAUUACAAUAUGUUGCUCCUCCUCCUUAUACACCUUUUAGUGCAAGAACAACAGAUUCUAUUACAGUAAAGGCACCGGCCUUUGGGAAAUCUCUGAAUUCCAGGUCGGCUUCCAUCUCUGCCGGGACUUUUCCUGGGAUUUCGUCCACCAAUGUUCCAAACUUAGAGACUUUAACUGUAAAUUCUAACCAACCUAAACCUCAAACUCUACAUCAUAUUGAGACACAGGAACAUAAUGCCUCCCGUCUUUCACAAUCUCAGAUCAAAGCCACCGAUCGGUCAGCUGAUGUACAACCAGUGGAGUGUAAAGCAGAGGUUCCAACAGUAGACAGUUUACCUAGAGAAACUAGCUUACCCACUUCUCAGAUGGAACUCAACAAAGACCAGAUCAAAGUUUCCUCCAACAACUUGCCUGAAGCUAAAGCUGAACCCAUUUAUAAUCAAAUUGAAGUAUCAUCAGCAGAAAAUUUUCCUUUAUCGCUAACUGAACCCAUUAAUAUAGCAUUUAAGAUUCCCUCAGUGGAGACGAUAUCUGUUAUCAACUUACCUGAACCUCAGGUAGAAGCUGACGUCCCUCUCACUGAAGUCUUACCUUUAUCAAUCACUGUUCAUAUCAACAACCCACCAGAAUUUCAAACCAAGCCAAUAGAAAAACACACAGAGGUUUCUCCAGUGCAAUCUUUACCUGUGGUGGCCUCUCUUUGCACCAUCUUACCUGAACCUCAGGAGGAACUUCGUGAAGAACAAACUGAGGUUUCUCCUGUGGAAUCUUUACCUGUGGUGGCCUCUCUUUCCAGAAUCUUACCUGAAUCUCAAGAUGAACUGAAUGAAAAACAAUCUAAAGUUUCUCCAGUAGAUUAUUUACCUGUGGUGGCCUCUCUUUGCACCAUCUUACCUGAACCUGAAGAGGAACUCGGUGAAAAACAAACUGAGGUUUCUCCAGGGGAAUCUUUAGCUGUGGUGGCCUCUCUUUGCACCAUCUUACCUGAACCUGAAGAGGAACUCGGUGGAAAACAAACUGAGGUUUCUCCAGGGGAACCUUUAGCUGUGGUGGCCUCUCUUUGCACCAUCUUACCUGAACCUGAAGAGGAACUUCGUGAAGAACAAACUGAGGUUUCUCCUGUGGAAUCUUUACCUGUGGUGGCCUCUCUUUCCAGCAUCAUACCUGAAUCUCAAGAUGAACUUAGUGAAAAACAGCUUAGGGUUUCUCCAGUAGAAUCCUUACCUGUGGUGGCCUCUCUUUGCACCAUCUUACCUGAACCUGAAGAGGAACUCGGUGAAAAACAAACCAAGGUUUCCCCAGGGGAACCUUUACCUGUGGUGGCCUCUCUUUCCAGCAACGUACCAGAUAAACUCAGUAAAAAAAAAAUUGAGGUUCCCCCAGUGGAAUCCUUACCGGUAGUGGCCCCACUUUCUGGCAUCAUACCUGAAUCUCAACAUGAACUCAUUGAAAAACAAACUGAAGUUUCUCCAGAAGACUUCUUACCUGUGGUGGCCUCUCUUUGCACCAUCUUACCUGAACCUCAAGAAGAACUCUGUGAAAAACUAACUGAGGUUUCUCCAGUGGCCCCUUUUUCAGGCAUCGUAUCUGAAUCUCAAGAAGAACCAAUUAAAAAACAAACUGAGGUUUCUCCAGUGGAGUCUUUACCUGAGGCAGCCUCUCUUUCCACAAUCUUACCCGAGUCUCAAGCUGAUUUCCAAACUAGCCUUCCAAUAAUACCUACCUUACCUAUGGCUACUUAUCCUCCCAUCAAUAGCUUACUAGGAAACCAAGCUGAACCCAUAGAAAAACAAGCUUCAAUUCCACCUACAGAAACUUUUCCUGCAAGUGCUUCACUUGGUACUACCGUUCACCUUGAAUCUCAAGCUGAUGAUAUUGGCAACCAGACUGAAGGUCUUCCGGCUGAAACUGUUUCCAUGGAUGUCUCUUCCUUUUUCCUGUCUGUACCCAGCUGUAAUCAAACUAACCUUUCAUCGGUCGAGACAAUACCUGAAAACCUUCCCAUGGGCGGUUUCAAUGAUUCUCAAUUGAAUGACUUUGUUAGUGGCGCUCAGUUUGAUUCAUUUCCUGUGUCUCUCCCCACUGAAGGGUCACCAGGAUCUGAACACACCAAAUACCAAUCUGACGUUCCAUCGGUUGAGGCCAUACAUGAACCCGUAUCUCUUUCCACUGAAAAUCCACUAAAACGUGAACACAAACUAAGCAAUGAUCAGGAUCUUCAACCUCAGACUUCAUCACCAGUGUCUUUUACCCUUCCCAAAUCUGAACCCAGUAUUGAUCAAACUAAGGUUUCCAAUAAUGCAGACGUGCAAUUGGCUGACUUCCUCUACACGGACAGUGCACCUAUGUCCCAAGCCAAGGACAAUAUUAAUCAAAGUAAGGUUUCAGCUGAUCCAGCCGUACAAUUGGCUGACUUCCUCUACACGGACAUUGCACCUACGUCCCAAGCCAAGGACAAUGUUAAUCAAAGUAAGGUUUCAGCUGAUCCAGCCAUACAAUUGGCUGACUUCCUCUACACUGGGAGCUCAGCCAGGCCCCAAGCCAAGGACAACAUUAAUCAAAUUGAAGUUCCUCAAUUAGCUGAAUACACCAUUCUACAUUCUGAUAGCUCUACAGGAUACCAGAAAGAUCAGAUGACCACAUUAACUGAUUGUAAGUCUGUAUUGGCCACUAUUCCCGAUAUCAGCUCAAAAGAAUUACAAGAAGAACCUUCUAAGAUCCAAACUGAAGUUCCAUCAAGUCAAUCUUUGCCUCUGCCUGCUUCUAUUCUCUUCAAUGGCUCUCUAGACUCUCAAGCAAAACCCAUCAAGGAACAAAUUAGUGAACCACCUCUUUCAUGCCAAUCUCUUGGUGAGGUUAAUCAAAGUGAGCUUCCUGGACCUGAGACUUUACCCAUGUCUGCCUUUAUUACCACUGACAUGGUGUCAGAACCUCAAGCUGACACACACGAUGGACAACCUGAGAUUCUAUUAUCUGACAUUGUUGUUUCUCUUGAAUCUCAGGCUGAAAUCUCCGAUACGCCAACUGAGGUAACACCACUUCAAACCUUACCUGUUACAGAUUCCCUAUCCACCAAUAGCUUACUGGAAGCUCCAACUGAACCAGAAGAUGACGUAACUGAAGUUCCACAAGUUCAGUCCUCACCUGAGGCCACCAUACUUUUUUCUGACAGGUCUGAAUAUGAAGCUAACCAAAUUGAGGUUCUGGUGCCUUUAUCUUUGCCUGUCUCCCUUCCCAUUGAGAGUUCUUCUGAGUCCAAUGUCCAUCAACCAGAGGAAAAUAUACCGUCAUCCUUCUCCCUUCCUGUCUGUAGCCUAACUGAACUUCUAGGAGAAAUCAGGGAUCUCCAAACUGAGCUUCUACCAACUGUGGGUAAAAAUGAAUUUCCCCAAUUUCCUCCUGUCAUCCCAGCUGAAGUUCAAGCUGACCCCCAUGAUGGACCAUCUGAGGUUCUGCCAACUGUGGGUAAAAACGAAUUUCCCCAAUUCCCUCCUGAGAUCCCAGCUGAAGUUCAAGCUGACCCCCAUGAUGGACCAUCUGAGGUUCUGCCAACUGAGGGUAAAAAUGAAUUUCCCCAAUUUCCUCCUGAGAUCCCAGCUGAAGUUCAAGCUGAGCCCCAUGAUGGACCAUCUGAGGUUCUGCCAACUGAGAAUAUAACUGAAUCUACUACACUUCCUACCAUCACCCAGCCUGAGCUUCUCCCUGAAAUCAAUGAAUAUCCCUCACAAUUUCCACCGAUUGUAAGUUUUCCUGGUUCCAACUCCCCUCCUCCUGAACAAUCACCCGAAUAUCCAGCAGCAUGCAGCCUUGAAAAUCCAGAGGUUCUAAUACCUGACACAUUUAUUGCAUGCAUGGCCCUUUGCACAGACGAAUCAGCUGAAUCUAAUAUAGAAGAAAAUUAUAGCCAAACCUCAACCGAAACUUCAUUUUUACCCACUUCAUUGCCAUCCAAUGGCUCUUCUGAAUGGUCAUCGGAACUCAGCCAGGUGCCACCAGCUGACCCUACAUCUCUCACAUGGUUAGGUGACAACCCUUCUACAUCUCUCACAUGGUUAGGUGACAACCCUUCUACAUCUCUCGCAUGGUUAGGUGACAACACUUCUACAUCUCGGAACGAUACCUUAAAUGUAGUCCUGCCAUUGGAUUCUUCGCUGCUUUCUGCUUCCUUUCCCACCGACAGCUUAGUCAAAUUUUCAGCUGAUCCCAAUGGAAACCUAAUAGAAGUUGAAUCUCUGCCAGUGUGCUCCUCGCUUCUUGUUGGCAGCUCUGACAUCCCAUGUGAUGGGGCAGGAGUUCCAGAGGCACCUUUACUUUGGGAUUCACUGCCAGCUCCCAGUUUAAACCUGUUUGGGGACCCUCAUCCUGGAAGCCCACCUGUCAUUGGUUGUCUGAUUGAACCUUAUCAAACAGAGAAAGCUUCUGGGCCUGAGACGGAGGCCAUUUCUACAAUGGAACCCAGCACAGAUAAAGUCAUUGUACAUGACAUUUUGCCCAUCAGUAACUUGCCGGCGGAAGAGAGUCAAACGCCAAAAGAUUUGUCUCUGUGCAAUACGGACUUAAUGAAUUCCAGAGAUAGCUCAGCCUUCGUUGACCAAAAACACUCAACAUUAAUCCCAACAGAGACCACAGAGAAUAAUAUUCCCAACAACAACAACACUCUUCCCUCUGAAGUUGUUCUGUGACCUUCACGUAGCAAGUUGUAAGACGUCCUCAACUGUCACAGAGGUAUCAAACACUGGCCAGGUGACUGUCCUGUCCACAGUGAAAAGACUGACCUGAGAAUCCUCCAGAUACUGACACACUUAAUUACUUCCUCAAUCAUACUGACACCGGGGGGAUGGAGGGACCUUGUCUUCAACAGUCCAGAAUACUAUAUGCAGGCGCCAAUCCAUCGUGUGAACCUAAAGACAUUGCUCUUUCUUUUUAUUGAGUGAUGAGAUGACAUCAUCAGUUAGAGGAAACCUCCCAUCGUCAUGUCCAAUCCAAGGACUUUACCAUCAGACCUGCUCAGCCAUCACUGACGUUACCAGAAAAGGACGUGUCCCCCUUUUCUGAUCCUUGAUUAUCUUCAGAUAUUCAUAAACAUGGAUAAGAAGGGUCUAUGUUCUUGUUCUAUCACAGCCACCAAGGAGAGGAGGUCUACUUGUACUCACAGAUGAUGUUCUUCCACAAUCCCAACAAUGAGACAUAAAUACCAAUCCAGUGAGGGACUUCCAAGACCUUCCCAACUGUCAGUGAGAAAAUAUUGUUUUACUUCCUUCAACAAGGAACUCAUUCAUUGAUAGACAAUGAGACAAAAAUGGUAAUUUAUUGGGUGUGAAGAACCUGCAUUUGCAGGACUCUCUCCCCUCCCCCUCUUUCUCCCUCUCCCACCCCCCCUAUGGAUGUGCGUCUAUACAUAUGGCGGUGGUUGCAUAAUGGAAAUUUGUUGUGGGCUGAAGAUCUUUGACUGAUAUACGAUAGGUGCCUUAUUGAGCAUUUACCAUACUGGAUAUGUGAGGCUCCCUUAACGACCUUUGCCGGGUAGCGGUAGGUGUGUUUGGAAAGCAUUGUGCGUCUUUUCGGGAAAGCAAAUAGUUCUUUAUAUCUCAGAAAGGUCGAGGAAUUACAUAGUUCUGUAUUUCUCUCCCAGGGUUGCUUCCCGUGGCUCACAGGAAGGCAGAAAGAUUUGUGCUCUCUUCGUUAUGACGAAGGUUACAGUCUGUGUGGGGUGCAAUAAAAAGACGUAGACUGAGAAAUGAAGGUGUAGAAGAAGGGUCGGCUCAUGUUAACUGAGAAGGAAACGGUAAAGGUUGCAAACACUAAAGAUGGAGUUACUGAAAUGUCUGAAGGUUGUACUAGAAGAUGAUAUUUGAGGAAGGAUGCAAAGCACUUUAGUUUGUAAAUGCAUCACCAUGGAAGGGUGGAGAAGUGCUGAGAGAACAGGCUGGGAGCAUUUUAUGUGGGUUUUGGGAUGUGUAGUCAUGGCCUGCUAAGGAAAGUGUGACUGUGACCAAGUUUUUUUUUAACUCUAUGUAAUGGGCUCUAAUAAUUUUCUUUUCAUCCAUCAGUAGAUGGAGAUAUUGUUCUUCUUUGGAAGAGUCUUUCACGUCCUACUCCUCUGAGGAAGAGCAUUGUCAUGGAGAACAUUGUGUCUUCCUUCUUCUAAAUAGAGCAUUGUCUCUUUCUACUCCUGGGUGGGAGACCAUGAUCUUUUCCUUCUUCUAAAUUGGAGAACAUUGAGGUUUAUUUACUAAAGCUGGAGAGUGCAAAACAAGACGAUGUUCUCCAACUCAGAAGAAGGAAGAGACAAUG
Messenger RNA from Rana temporaria (common frog), 8857 nucleotides. Its product is annotated as mucin-17-like. The transcript is spliced from 13 exons. The coding region runs from base 61 to 7245 and encodes 2394 amino acids. Gene Ontology annotation, cellular component: postsynaptic density; postsynaptic membrane; cortical actin cytoskeleton. Gene Ontology annotation, biological process: positive regulation of axon extension; regulation of actin filament polymerization; positive regulation of dendritic spine morphogenesis. NCBI's taxonomy places the organism in Eukaryota, Metazoa, Chordata, Amphibia, Anura, Ranidae. The record is from RefSeq and is a predicted model, not a curated record. Gene Ontology annotation, molecular function: actin filament binding.